UUCUCGGCGCUUUCGUUGCGACAAGUUGUUGCUGUUGCCCAUUUACAAAACAAAAAACAAAAAAAUUAAAAUACUAAUAAAAAACAAACCCACCACAAGCAAAACUAUUAAUUUUUUUAUUUAAUUUUAUUAUACCGUUUGUUGCAUUUGCCCGCUGCAAUUUGCGCCGCUGCAGCUGCCGUUGCGCGAGUGAGGGCGAAAGAGCAAAAGACAGAGAGAGCGCGCGCAAUAUCAGAAAUUGUUUUUGUUGUUGUUGUUUCUGUUUUUUUUGUUUUUUGCGAUAGCAAAAAAUAGGCGUGUAAUGUGUGUUUCGCUAGCUCCUGCUGCAAUUGUAACGGUGCCGCGGCAGUGUGUCAGUGUUGUAAAGCGUUAGCAUGGCACGCAAGGAUGAUCCCGUAUUCAAUGUGAAAUUCGUGCAGCUGGUGGAAAAUCAGGCAUGCCUAUGGAACUAUACACAUCCGGGCUAUAGCAAAAAGGAGGAGGUGCAGAAGGCCUGGCAACAUGUGGCCAAUGAAAUAAAGGAUACAGUGCGUAACUCGCGGGAACGUUGGCGCACCAUACGCAGCAGCUUCUUGCGAUCCCUGAAGGCGGCGCGCACCCAGACGGGUCGGGGUAAACGCAAAUACUAUUUGUCCAAGUAUCUGCAGUUUCUGAUACCCUACACAAAGUCGCGCGCCUGUCACAAACAGUUGCCCGCCCAAACGAACGCCACGCCCAAUCCCAAUACGAGCCCCAAUCCCGGGGGCAUGGUCCUGCGCAAGCCGAGCACCUCAACGACGGCGGCAACAUUUCUGGCUGCCGCUGCGCUCAGCACGCAGCCAAUGACGCGCAUUGGACACAUGCGGCUGCUGGAGCAUCAUCAUCAUCAUCAUCAUCAUCAUCAGCAGCAGCAACAACAGCAUCAUCAUCAGCAGCAGCAGCAUCAGCAGCAGCAGCAUCAGGAGAGCCAGGUUAACGAGGGCGACGACAACACCAAAGACAGCAAUGGCAGCCGGCCGGCCGAUGUGCAGGUCUCCGAGCAGGAGGAGGUGGAGGAGGAGGAGGAGGAGGAUAACCCGGAGCAGGAGCACGAGCACGAGCACGAGCACACGGAGACAGACGCCAGCCUAGCGCAGACACCGCUGCGCCUCCAGGCCAUCAAAGUGGAGCAGCAGCAGCAGCAGCAGCAGCAGCAGCAAAGUGCUGACAAAAUUGUUGCUGCAGCUGCGCAGCAUUCGCUGGUCACGCUGCCAGUUACAAUGGCUGCGGCGCUGCGCAACAACAUGGACUGGACGGUGGCCGAGUGGCUCAAAGGCAGCAACUGCAACCAGUUGCAGUUUCAGCAUCUGCACAACAACAACAACAACAACAGCAGCAACAACAACAACAACAACAACAACCAUCUGCUUCAGCAUCAGCAUAGCAACAUGUUGACGCAUCUUGGACACGCGGCAACAACGCCGCCAGCUGCAAGCACACCUGCACCCGCACCAGCAGCGGCGGCGGCGGCGGCAACGGCAGCGGCAGCACCUGCAGCCGUUACGCAGCCGGAUGCGGAUUAUUCGUUUCUGAUCAGCCUGCAUCCGUAUCUGAAGGAGAUGAGCGGCAAGCAGAAUCGUCGCUUUCGUCAGAAAGUUGUCGGACUCAUUGACAAUGUCCUGGACAAUGUGGAUGUUUAGACGCAGGCAACGCAACACAACAAACAACAAACAAAAACAACAAACAAAAACAACCGACAGUGCCCAUUUGUUAGAUAUAGCAACUAAAUGUACUUGUAUUGUUUAGGCGUUCAACGCAAUUAUUGCAUUGUUUUUGUUAAAGUUAAACACACAAUCUCACACACACACACACACACACACACACAUUUGUUAUAUGUAAAAAAUAGAAGAAAAAAAUAAACAACAAGAAAUAUGUAUGUAUGUUAUGCAAUGCGAAUAAAACGCUUUUGAAAACAAA
This is a messenger RNA of Drosophila montana, 1935 nucleotides long. Its product is annotated as hybrid signal transduction histidine kinase L. Bases 375 to 1658 code for a protein of 427 amino acids. Gene Ontology annotation, molecular function: DNA binding. Gene Ontology annotation, cellular component: transcription regulator complex; nucleus. The record is from RefSeq and is a predicted model, not a curated record. The transcript is spliced from 2 exons. NCBI's taxonomy places the organism in Eukaryota, Metazoa, Arthropoda, Insecta, Diptera, Drosophilidae. Gene Ontology annotation, biological process: regulation of transcription by RNA polymerase II.